Adelges cooleyi (spruce gall adelgid) is the source of this 2965-nucleotide messenger RNA. RefSeq names its product UV-stimulated scaffold protein A-like. Gene Ontology annotation, cellular component: chromosome. The transcript is spliced from 11 exons. Lineage: Eukaryota; Metazoa; Arthropoda; Insecta; Hemiptera; Adelgidae. The record is from RefSeq and is a predicted model, not a curated record. The coding region runs from base 730 to 2607 and encodes 625 amino acids. Gene Ontology annotation, biological process: response to UV; transcription-coupled nucleotide-excision repair. Gene Ontology annotation, molecular function: RNA polymerase II complex binding.
CGCGGUCCGCGUAUAUUAAUUAGAAGAGUAUAGAUAUAGAUUACGCGAGUCAGUACAUGUAUAUAGUAAUAUGUAAAACAGUGCAUAAUAUAUAAAUAUAUUAUAAUAUAUAUAUAUAUAUUUAUUAAAUAUUUACUAUAUUAUUUGCGCAAUAUCCGCCGUGUCCGUACGCGAAUGUGUACUUUUUUUUCUUACUAUCUAAUCUAUUAGGGAAGUGUAAAAUAAUAAAAACAUUACAAUACGAGUAUAAUAUAAUAAAUAGUUUAUUACAAUUAUUAAUUGUAAUAUACAUUUUAGCAGUCGACAGUCGCGUUAGUAGUAUACGAGCCCGCGGAUGACGACACGAUUGAUUUGAUUCAUCGUUGUGGAUACCCGUCGUCCGAUGACGCGUUUGCUCGCUGCCGCCGCCGCUGUUGUCGCCACAAGUACGACGAUAUCGCCGUCGCCGUUGUGGUGAAACGGUCUGUGCGCAUUACGUUUGUCAUUACUUGGGACUUGAGUCACGGCCAGGACGAGUACAACCGAGAACUACUGCAAUAACACUGUGCACCGAAAAGCAGAAAUAAACCCUCCCAAAAAACACACAAAAGAAGCUACUGCAAAAGAUUCCGCCGUAUCUCUCUAUCCAAAGUGCCUGUUAACAUUUUUUUGUCAAUAUACAAAUUAAAAUAAAAUACAUUUUUAUACUACAAUACCUAAUCCUACUUUGAAAAUCGAGCAACGAUAAUAAUGGUGUUGGACUACGAUACGGUCAACCGAGCAGCCGAUCUCGUCGAAUCGUUAACCAACAACGGCCAAGACUUUUUUAAUCGAUCCAACGCUGAACUCAACGAAAUCGAAAAUAUUUGCAAAAAAUCGCCUGAGUAUGUAGAGAGAGUUCAUGUGUUAGUGUUACAUCAGCUAAAAGAAAAGCAUUCAGAGGUUCGACUUGGUGCUCUUCGUAUUUGUGAUUGUCUUUUCAAGAAAUACGAACAUUUCAGAAAAUUAGUUGUCGACGAUUUAUCCGUUUUUCUAAAGCUUACCGUCAACACUGACAUGACCAAACCGUUGCCACCGCCUAAAAAAUUUGCCCGAGAAUUGGAAAUGGCGGCCGUCAGGUGCAUUAAGGAGUGGAAAGACAAUUUUGGAGCUGACUUUGUAGACGAAUUCGAUUUCGCUUUUAGUUAUUUAAAUAAAUAUAAAAAGAUUGAUUUUCAAUCGAUGACCGUGAGGUCGUUGGACGAAGCCAGGCGGGUCGAAGACAGAGAACGUCGACAAAAGCACGUGAACGAAAAGAAACUUCGAAAAAUUCGAAACGAAUUGAAGGAACUUAAACCCGAAAUCAUGGUGUCAGCCACGAGUCUAGAAAGUUGUCUUGAGCUAUUGAUUCCCACUCCCGAAGAAUUUUCCAUACCCGAAGUGGAAAACGACAGCGGGGAUGGUCGCUCUUCUCUUCCUGUCGUACACGACAGUGUUGCAGUCAAUGUGUCCGAUGAAAGAGUAGCUUUUAGGGAAACCGGCAUUAUUGAUCCAGGACACUCGGUCACGGUUUUGCUGAAACCAGGCUUUCGAACUAGAGUGAAAAAAACUGAAGACAACCGGGCCAUUGUAGAAACCGCCGACGAGCAGACCAAACUUAUAACCGGCAAGUACUUGCCCAAAGUCAAACAAUGGCUGCAGGAUGUGGCCAAGAUGACCAACAGUGAGGAUGGUUUGCUGAGAAAGAUCAUUGAGUUAAAGCAGUACUUAUCGCAUUUAAUGGACCGAGAGAACAGGAUAACUUAUUACGAGGAAGAAAACGACUCUGACGAUGAUUCGGACAUGGAAGAAGUACUGCCACCCGCCUGCUCAGCGGAUGAACUGUUGGCGCAGCGAAUUUCCAACAGCUGUGGUACCGUAAGUGACAUUGAUCAGUUCACAGAAGAAACAGCCGUCCGACCUCCGGAAUCAACAGGCGAGCAGAAAAAACACACUAUGGCAGUGCCUACUUUACCUUUUGACGUCGACCUUUAUCACUGGGAAGAUGAUGACGUUCCGGUUCCUCGGUUGUUACCGACUAAUCCGGAUGGUCACAGUUUCUGGUCGUCCAAUUCCGUAAUGGAAACCGACGGCGAUGGAAUUGUACAACCAGGAGGUUCGUCGAGCUUACGUACAAGGGUCAUCGAGUUCACGGGUAAAUUCGAAAGAGUUGACAGACAGUGCCGGGCUCCGUUGCCCAGCGGAAGACUGUGUCCGAGAGAAGAUCGUUUUAAAUGUCCUUUCCAUGGUCGCAUUGUGGCCAGAGACGAAGUGGGUCGACCGAUUGAUCCAGAAGACGAAGUGGCGUUGGAAAAAGAGAAAAGUACUGACGUGCCCGAAUGGCAAGACCCCCAGUUGCUCAGAGACAUACAGAGCGAAACCGGCGUUGACUUAACUAUGCCAAAAAAGGGUAGUAAAAAGAAAGUACAUAAGUAUCCUAAGCUGACGGAUUUGAAAAAAGAGCAGGACACUCCUCGGGCACGAUUGGAAAAAAAGAUAUUUAAAAAAUCUUCUGUGAAAAAGGUAGCCAAGAUUUUGGAUAGUAUGGACCAAAGAAAAUUUCGUGAUAAAUUUGGCGAUCAGUUUAAUUACGUCCACGAUACAGCCUGAAAUUUAUAAUAUUCUCAUGAAAUUGAACAAAAAAUGUUUAUAUUUAUUUUGUUAUGUUGUUUGUUUUAUACUACACUAGUAUAAACAAACAUGUAUUUAUAUUUACAAAACCCGAGUGGUUUUUUUGUUGUAUUGUUAAAAAAUUAUUAAUACAUAAUUAUAUAAUUGUUGAAUAUUGUCUAAAGAAAAAAUCUAUAACCUAGUAUUAGUAAUGGGAAUCUGAAAAUCUGGAUUUUUACAAAAAAAACGCUAUUUAAGCCACUUAAAAAUCAAUUAGACAUUAAGGAUUAAAACUAAAAAAUGUUUUACAUUUUUAAUUUAAAAGUUUUUUGCAACUCACUACACAAUUACAUUAGAA